AGCAAAGGUACCAAGAAUGUAAUCCACUCUAAUUAAAUAACUCUCGAGGGAGCAAUCAACGUUGAGAUUGUCGUGUCCCCAAUCUCUCUACGAGAGCCACACACUAAAUCGCUCCAUUCGAUCUGAACACAUCAAAGAUCAAAGGGCGUCUGUUUCAAAACCCUCCAUCGGAUCCAUCUACUCUCCACACACGUGAAAUCUGCCCUCUCGUUGUUGUCAUCAAUCAACCAAGUUAAACUAAUCGAAGAACAAGCUCUUUUAUAGCUGAAUAUGGGUGUUGAGAAAAACAAUGUCAGCAUGGAGGAAGGAACACUUGAAAUCGGAAUGGAAUAUAGAACUGUCUCCGGAGUUGCUGGACCACUAGUCAUCCUUGAUAAAGUGAAGGGACCAAAGUAUCAAGAGAUUGUCAAUAUUCGUUUAGGAGAUGGAACAACCAGACGUGGUCAGGUCUUGGAAGUUGAUGGAGAGAAAGCUGUUGUCCAGGUCUUCGAAGGAACAUCUGGAAUAGACAAUAAGUUCACAACUGUGCAGUUUACGGGGGAGGUCCUAAAAACUCCUGUUUCUAUGGAUAUGCUUGGGCGCAUAUUCAAUGGCUCUGGGAAGCCAAUUGAUAAUGGCCCUCCUAUUUUGCCCGAGGCUUAUCUGGAUAUUUCUGGAAGUUCUAUCAAUCCUAGUGAGAGAACGUAUCCUGAAGAAAUGAUACAAACUGGUAUCUCCACAAUUGAUGUCAUGAAUUCAAUUGCUAGAGGACAAAAGAUUCCGCUAUUUUCUGCUGCUGGUCUCCCCCACAAUGAAAUAGCUGCUCAGAUCUGUCGUCAAGCUGGUUUGGUGAAGCGGUUGGAAAAAACAGAAAACUUGCUUGAGACCGGUGGAGAAGAGGACAACUUUGCCAUUGUUUUUGCUGCUAUGGGUGUGAACAUGGAGACUGCACAAUUUUUUAAACGUGAUUUCGAGGAAAAUGGAUCAAUGGAAAGAGUGACUCUUUUUCUGAACCUUGCCAAUGAUCCUACGAUAGAGCGUAUCAUCACUCCUCGUAUUGCUUUGACAACAGCAGAAUAUUUAGCAUAUGAAUGUGGCAAACAUGUUCUUGUCAUCCUAACAGAUAUGAGUUCUUAUGCUGAUGCUCUUCGUGAGGUUUCUGCUGCUAGAGAAGAAGUGCCUGGAAGGCGUGGAUAUCCUGGGUAUAUGUAUACCGAUCUGGCUACAAUCUAUGAGCGUGCUGGACGAAUUGAAGGCCGAAAGGGCUCCAUCACGCAAAUUCCAAUUUUAACUAUGCCCAAUGAUGAUAUUACACAUCCGACUCCUGAUCUUACGGGUUAUAUUACUGAAGGACAGAUCUACAUUGACAGGCAGCUUCACAACAGACAGAUAUACCCUCCGAUCAAUGUGCUUCCAUCCCUAUCCCGAUUGAUGAAGAGUGCUAUAGGUGAAGGAAUGACUCGCAGGGACCAUUCUGAUGUCUCCAAUCAGCUUUAUGCAAAUUAUGCCAUUGGUAAAGAUGUUCAGGCCAUGAAAGCAGUGGUCGGAGAAGAAGCUCUCUCUUCUGAGGAUUUGCUAUACUUGGAAUUUUUGGACAAGUUUGAGAGGAAAUUUGUGGCCCAAGGAGCAUACGACACCCGAAACAUCUUCCAGUCGCUGGAUUUAGCAUGGACACUUCUCCGGAUCUUUCCCCGUGAGCUUCUUCACCGUAUUCCGGCCAAGACCCUUGAUGCCUUCUACAGCCGUGAGGCAACCAAUUGAAAACUUUCAUAUGGUAGCUAUUUGUUGCAUGGAAUAAAAAGGGUUGUGUUUCUGUUUGCAUUUAUCUUUCUGAAAGCCUAAGCGCCUCGGCUGUUGAUCGUUUUCAUAAGAGGCAGUUAGGUAUGUAAUUUAUGCUUGUAGCGACCGGAGUGUAGGGCCGGCCGGAGAGACACUUUAGUUGGAGAUUUAUGUUUUGCAGACAGAAGGGGGCGUUCAAAUUUGGCACGAGCCCUUAUCAUUCGUUUAUUCUGUGACCGCUUUAUUGUUAUUAUUGUAUGGGACGGGAUAAUUUGUCGCUCGUGAAUGCCAUUUUAUUGUUUUUGAAUUA
Messenger RNA from Cynara cardunculus var. scolymus (artichoke), 2068 nucleotides. Its product is annotated as V-type proton ATPase subunit B 2. The record is from RefSeq and is a predicted model, not a curated record. Gene Ontology annotation, cellular component: proton-transporting V-type ATPase, V1 domain. The coding region runs from base 271 to 1740 and encodes 489 amino acids. The transcript has 15 exons. Gene Ontology annotation, molecular function: proton-transporting ATPase activity, rotational mechanism; ATP binding. Gene Ontology annotation, biological process: ATP metabolic process; proton transmembrane transport. Lineage: Eukaryota; Viridiplantae; Streptophyta; Magnoliopsida; Asterales; Asteraceae.